Messenger RNA from Colossoma macropomum (tambaqui), 1062 nucleotides. Its product is annotated as protein brambleberry. The record is from RefSeq and is a predicted model, not a curated record. The coding region runs from base 1 to 1062 and encodes 353 amino acids. Lineage: Eukaryota; Metazoa; Chordata; Actinopteri; Characiformes; Serrasalmidae. The transcript has 6 exons.
AUGCGUGCAGUCGGGGUGCUGCUCAUCUGUUUUAGCUGCAGUUUUCUCUGCGCCGUCGCUGCUGAUAGAACUUUAGAGGAAAAAGGUCGCAAUGAACUGCGGAAGCUACGCGAGCUGGCGGUGCAGCCCCGGUACGGAGAGUGCUGGACCAGAGCGCUGGAGAAGAUCCACACGGGCUGCAGGGAGUUCUCCGCAGAUAUGCAGAGCUUGAUAGCGCUGGCCUUCACCCACUGUCACCUGAGAAGGUCUGGCCGUAAUUUUCCAGAGUGCCCCGAGGGCAGCGAUGUUAAGACCUGCACCCGUGACAUGGACCCUGUUGCAUUUAACACCUACACUGAGUUCUUCACCCAUGCCCACAGCAUCUGCCAUUAUCUGCAGAGCGAGCAGUGGCAGAAUAGAGCGGAAAACACCAUCCACAGGCUGACUGAGAGUUCAGCUGGUGUGGCCGAGCAACUAGCGUCCACUCAGCGGAUGGCUGAGGACCUUGUAGAGGCCCAGAGCGUGGCCCUCAAAUCACAGGAAACCAUCCUGCGCAACGGAGAGGAGCUCAAAAACACACUGCAGGACUCCACCAGAGGCCUGAAGGACGUGUUUGCUGAGAUGAGACAUUCCGUACAGGAGCAGCAGGUGGCAUUUGCGGAAAUCUUCAGCCGCGUGGCUUUCCUCCAAAGUUUUAUCAUGUCAGAAUCGCACACCCUCAGCUCGCUGUUCUACAACGCUCUGGGCUUCUGCGCCUCCUUUCUGCUCACGUCCACCCGACGAACUUCGGGGGCCAGAUUUUUCCUGUUCGGACUGGUGGCUCUGAACGUCUACCUGGAGAGGCUGAUCUGUAAGAUGGUGCUGGAAAACGAUAAUCCAGGAUAUCAACAAAUGGAGCGGAUUGCUUUGCUGGUCGGCCUUCUGAGAAAAGCCAUGCUUGUGAUUGGCAGCUUUGUUCUGUUGUACUUUGCUGUGCGGUUUCGGAACGUUAACCGAGAAAGUCUGGAGAUACUGAAGGAGCUGAAAGAGACUCGCUCUAAUCUUCAGCAAGCCUUGCGGAAAGCAGGUGAGCAUUUACAGUAA